Molecule: messenger RNA, 389 nt
Organism: Spodoptera littoralis (African cotton leafworm)
Lineage: Eukaryota; Metazoa; Arthropoda; Insecta; Lepidoptera; Noctuidae
Source: the annotation of a GenBank genome assembly
UCAACCGGAUCGAUUACCACAGCCUCACAGAAAAUCGACGUGAAACAACGUUUAUGUCGUGUUUCGUCGUGUGCGUGAGGUUACUGGAGGCCUUUUCACUAUUUAUGUUACAAGUUUCAAGUAUUUUUUUUUUUUAAAAAAAAACGUUACCGUACGUUAGGAUUUUCUCCUGUGUCGUGAGUGCGUUUACAAACAUACAAAUUCACAUAUACAUCACACCCAGACCCGAAACAACAAUUUGUGGAUCACACGAAUAGUUGUUCUGUGUGAGAAUCGAACCCGGCAACACUGCAUGGCAGCCGGUUGCCCAGCCACCGCACCAACCGUGCAGUCAAUUUAAUACCCAAUCUCCACAAUCCCCUAAUCCCCAAUAAUCCUUAAAUUCCUAA